CAAAAAAUGAAAAACGAAGAAUGACGCCACACGAACGCUUCGAAGCAGUAGUCGCAACAAACUAUUUUUCCCGCUUUUCUUCAGGUCAAAGCGGAGCAGAGAAGCAGAACCUCGGAUACAAUCAAGAUAACGGAGCUGCCUCCUCUACUGCUCUGGCUUUGUCAUGGCUCGGCCGGAAACGAAAGCUUCUCCUGGUC
Amoebophrya sp. A25 is the source of this 197-nucleotide messenger RNA. Lineage: Eukaryota; Dinophyceae; Syndiniales; Amoebophryaceae. The record is from the annotation of a GenBank genome assembly.